UCGGCUCCGCGGUUACAAAGUUCGGGACUCUCUCCCCCGGAGUCCCUUUACCGGGAGCGGUGUGAGCAGUUCCGGGCGGUUCAUGGAGGCCGCUGUUCACUCCGUCUAUCGGUGCAGGCCUUGCGGUGAUGGACUCUGGAUCGAAUAAUGCGCGGCGGCCGUGCUGAGUUCCCGUAGCUCUUUGUGAACUUUUCCCGGGCCGCUUCCCCCUGCCGGAUCCCUCCCCCCCCCCCCCACUUCCAACCUCCCGGACAGCGGACUCCGGCCACUUCUGUGCUCGUUGGCUCCGACUCUGUUCGCACUAUGUCCCUGCUGCCCCAGUGCGCCCUAGCUCUGGCCCUUCUCCUGCUCUGCGGCUCCGCUUGGUCUGAGCUCCCAAACCGAAAUUGCUCAGAACUGCUGCAAGUUUCCAACCCGAGGGGCAUCGGCCAUAGUAACAUCCGCCAGCAAGGCAAGGAGGGCGUUAGAUCAGCCUUCUUAAGGAUGAACCCAUGCAUAACGAACGGCCUGGAUGGUGUCACCACCCAUACAUUCAGAUCCUGUGCAGACCAGCGGGUCGAAAUAUUUGCAUACAUCUUCAACCUCUCCUCAUUACGGUCUGAAGUCUCCACUUACUUCAAGAAGACCACCAUCAUCCCAAUGCCAAAGAAAAGUCAUCCAGUGUGCCUUAAUGACGACCACUCGGUGGUUCUGACAUCCAUAAUUAUGAAGUGUUUUGGAAGGUUGGUCAUGGCUCACAUCAACACCGGCCUACCAAAUUGCCUUGAUCCCUUGCACUUUGUCUACCAGUGCAAGAGGCCCACAGCAGAUGCUAUGUCCAUGGCCUUCUACUCAUCCCUCGAACAUCUGGGCAACAAGGAUGCCUAUUUCAGGCUUCUACUUAGUAACUGCAGCUUCGCCUUCAACACCAUAAUUCCAAACAAACUCAUCUCCAAACUCUGACCUAAGUCUGUUCUCCACAUUAUGUAACUAAUUCUCGUCUUCCUGACCAAUAGACCACAGUCAGUAAGGAUAAUCCUCGACACCGGUGCCACACAAGGCAGCGUACUCAAUGUCCUACUGUACUCCUCCUAUACACACAACUGUGUGGCCAAAUUUCGCACCAACUCAGUUUACAAAUUUGCUGAUGACACCACCAUCAAAGGACGGAUCUCAAGCAACACAAGCUGGAGUACAAGAGAGAGAGUGAGUGCUUAAUAGCUUGGUGUAAAGAUGCUAAUCUCUCCAUCAACGUCAGCAAAACCAAGGAGCUGGUCAUUAACGUUAGAAAGUGGAGUGGAGGGCGUAGCCCCUGUCUGCAUCAAUGGUGCUGCGGUCGAUAGCGUUCAGUUGCAGCGAGUCAUGAUCACCAUCAAUCUGUCCUGGUCCACCCACUUUGACACCACAGUCAAGAAAGCACAGCUAUGCCUCUACUUCCUCAAGAGGCUAAGGAAAUUCAGCAUGUACACAAGGACUCUUAGCAAUGUUUAUACAUGCAGCAGAGAAAGCAUCCGAUGUGGAUGCAUCACCUCAACUGCUCUUCCCAUGACUGCAAGAAAUUAGAGUUAUGAACACAGCCCAGUCCAUCAUGCAAACCAACACUCCAUCCACUGACUCUGUGUAUGCUUCCCGCUGCCUCAGGAAAGAAGCCAACGUAAUCAGAGACCCAUGGUUAUACUGUGCUCCACAUUUCUGUAUAUUUCUGACAAUAUGAAAGUUUGUAUGCACAUACAAAUUGAUUCAAGAACAGCUGCUUCCCCGGUGUUAUCAGACCUUUGAAUGUGUUUCUUUAAUGUUAAUGUUGGAUUUCUCUCUCUAUCUUCUCACCGACUGUAUCUUGCACUCUGUGUUCUGUUACCCUGAUGCUCUUGUAUGGUACAGUCCGCUGUAAAGCAUGUAAAAAAACACUUUUGACAGUGCUUUGGUACGUGUGAUAGUAAUAAAUUAAAUCAAAUAAAGUAUGCCAUUAUAACCAAAUCUGUAAUGGGAAACAACACCCCGUGUAAGUUUCCUUCUAAGGCACUCACCAUUCUGACUUGGAAAUAAAUUGCGUUUGCG
Messenger RNA from Chiloscyllium plagiosum (whitespotted bambooshark), 2037 nucleotides. Lineage: Eukaryota; Metazoa; Chordata; Chondrichthyes; Orectolobiformes; Hemiscylliidae. The record is from RefSeq and is a predicted model, not a curated record.